AUGACCAUCCUGAACUCCCUUCUCUAUGCCACCAACUACAAGAAUCCGUUCCUCAGAACACUCGUCCCCUCUAUAGCAACUGCUUUUGCGAUCCAAGCCGGAGUAGCUGUCCCAUCCAUCCUCACUCAAUCCGAGCGAUUCUAUGAUCUCUCCGGUUCCCUCACCUACCUCUCGGUAACAGCCCUCUCCCUCUACCUCCCCACCCUCCGCGCCAGAGCAGCGGCUCCCCUCGGGGCCCUCAAGCCCGCGUUUCCCUCUCUCCUCGCCGCCUUCACGGGCACCGGCGGCCCCAAUGGCCUAAAUUGGCGACAGGUGGUCCUCUCGACAGCCGUCUCCAUCUGGGCGACUCGUCUCGGAAGCUACCUCUUCCAGCGCGUAAUUGCUGAUGGGCACGACUCUCGCUUCGACGAGAUCAAGAAGAGCCCGCCCAAGUUCUUCGGAGCCUGGAUGGCGCAAGCCACUUGGGUCUCACUGUGUAUCAUGCCUAUCCUGGCCGUCAAUUCCAUCCCACAUACCCUCCUCUCCACGCUCCCACUGUUGAAAGUAACCGAUGUCUUGGGCUUUGGGCUUUUCAUUGGGGGAUUUGCGUUCGAGGUCGCGGCUGAUCGACAGAAGAAUGCGUGGGUGCAGGCCAAGAAGAAGAAAGAGCAUGAGGAGGAGUUCUUGACGAGCGGGCUUUGGGGGAAAAGUCGGCAUCCGAAUUACUUUGGAGAGAGCACGCUUUGGACAGGUCUAGCCAUCGCCUCAGCUGGCGUGCUCACCUCCGCCGUUGGGCUGCGCGGCAUGCACCUCUCCGGCACGUCGGGCCGCCUUAUCGGUGCCGGCUUGUGCUUCGUAUCCCCGGCCUUCGUCACGUUCCUACUGCUGAAGGUCAGCGGUGUCCCGCUCAGCGAGAAGAAGUACGACAAGAAGUACGGAGACCGCAAGGAGUACCGGGAGUGGAAGGAGAACACGCCGAUGUUCAUCCCAAAGCUAUGA
Messenger RNA from Drepanopeziza brunnea f. sp. 'multigermtubi' MB_m1, 978 nucleotides. RefSeq lists its product as uncharacterized. Gene Ontology annotation, biological process: lipid metabolic process. The record is from RefSeq and is a predicted model, not a curated record. Gene Ontology annotation, cellular component: membrane. Gene Ontology annotation, molecular function: oxidoreductase activity, acting on the CH-CH group of donors. NCBI's taxonomy places the organism in Eukaryota, Fungi, Ascomycota, Leotiomycetes, Helotiales, Drepanopezizaceae.